ACAACAAUAGAGGAGGAGGUCCCGUCUUAGCUACUAUGGUGCGAAUCUCGCGAAGGAGCACAAUACACACCAGAAUGUCUGUGCGUGCGUGCGCACUCAGGCCACGAUUGCUGUGCAGACUAAGAUCAGAUUGACUUGUACUGGUGCGGCACAAUCCAGCCAUUACCAUAUUUUGACAUGGUAGGAGAACGAGGAACAGAGAUUAAUAAUUCGAAGCGUUCUCUUCACGCGACUUCUAGUACACAACUCCAUAUCAUACUGGACUCAGACUUCUCAAAGUCUGAAUACUCCAAUUGUGAGUGGCUGAAAGAUGUGUAUGAAGCUGACAGCUCCAAAAAGUCCACAUUGGCCCUCACUCGAAGCAUGGAUAGCAUUGACACCUGUGGAUGCAAUACUGAGUGGAAGGUGAAAUAUCUCGUGAGAUUCAAAUUCACAAGUUCCAUCCAUGAUACCAGUUGGAUAAACUGUACUGUAAUUUUCCCAUAUGAAAAGUUGGUUCGUAAAUCUACUUAACCUCUCAAAGUGUCUCAAAUUCACAGUUCCCAAAACUUAUCUAAUCCGUUCAUUGUGUGCGUCGUAGCUUAAAUGUUCUUUGGUUUACUCUACAUCGACGGAGUGAGUUGUUCGUUUACAGGGACCUUAGCCACGAUCAAUUCACUGGCUCCAUGCAUGUUGAAUUAGGGGAGUUGAUAAAUUUGCAAGGUUUGGAUCUGUCUUAUUUAUCAGUUGUCGGGGAAACUGGCGGUUGAGCCGGUCAACCUCCAAUUUGUCAAGACUUUGUGAGUACAUCUUAGUGUUUCUCUGUCAUUCAAAAACUUCAUAUAUAUUCAUGCCUG
This is a messenger RNA of Marchantia polymorpha subsp. ruderalis, 836 nucleotides long. The record is from the annotation of a GenBank genome assembly. Lineage: Eukaryota; Viridiplantae; Streptophyta; Marchantiopsida; Marchantiales; Marchantiaceae.